UGGAAGCCGAGAAGAAACGUCGAAGACGUAACUAUCUCGGAGAAGCACUAGCAGGAGCAGGAGCAGAAGACGCCACCAGUCUUUCACGUUGCAACGAUGAGCUCAUUCAAGAAGGAGCACCCGUUCGAGAAGCGCCAAGCCGAGGCCCAGCGCAUCCGAUCCAAGUACCCGGACCGGAUUCCGGUCAUCUGCGAGAAGGCGGACCGUAGCGACAUCCCGGACAUUGACAAGAAGAAGUACCUGGUGCCGGCCGAUCUGACAGUCGGCCAGUUCGUGUAUGUGAUCCGAAAGCGCAUCAAACUGAGUCCAGAGAAGGCGAUCUUCAUCUUCAUCAACAACGUCCUCCCACCCACCGCGGCACUGAUGUCGAACAUUUACGAAGAACAGAAAGACGUGGAUGGUUUCCUCUACAUCACCUACAGCGGCGAAAACACCUUCGGUCAAUAGGCGCUGUCGGCGUGUGGGGACUGGAUUUUGGUUGAAGAUUUUUUUCGUCGUCGCUGUAGUGGACGGUGGGUUCUGCGCUCUUAAGCUGGGAGUCGCGGUACCGUCAUUCAGCAUCGGAUGUCCAAGCGUCUUUUGCACGAGGGUGAUGGCAAACUGAAGCGGGUAAAGGAGGGAAGCUUGAUUGCCUCAGGCUACUCGAAGCGCGACAAGAAGUAUUUGCUGCUGCGUGUGGUCCAUUCUUCUAAAGCUGGCGAUGUGGAUAUUUUCUUAGCAAAAAUAAACAGAAAAAUGCAUACAAUUCUAUUCACUCGCUCGCACC
Messenger RNA from Phytophthora sojae, 766 nucleotides. RefSeq lists its product as hypothetical. Lineage: Eukaryota; Oomycota; Peronosporomycetes; Peronosporales; Peronosporaceae. Gene Ontology annotation, biological process: cellular response to nitrogen starvation. The record is from RefSeq and is a predicted model, not a curated record. The transcript has 5 exons. The coding region runs from base 97 to 447 and encodes 116 amino acids.